AACAUCUAGGGCUCCAAUCCAUACCAAUUAACAGCAAUCAAACAUUUGAAUAAGGUUUUGUUUUUGUCCAUUCACUUGUUGUAAUUGCACCACUAUGGCUUCACAAAAGCCAGUGCCCAAAAAAGAAGGAAAGCCAGCUCCAGCUACAAAAAAAGAACCAGCUACUGAAGCAGAAGGACCAGUGUCAACAGCUGAUCCUAAACCAACAGCGCCAGCGCUGGAAAAGGCUGCUUCUGCCCCAACAUCGGAGUCAGCUACAAAACCUCCUCAAAAAGCCAGUCCUGCUCCUGGAGCAGCCCCAGUGGCAGCAGCCCCAGAACCAGAUCCAGCUUUUAAAUAUGAUCCUGCUGCUGUAGGUAAUCUCAGUGCUGAACAGCUUGAAGAGUUCAAAGAAGCUUUCCUGUUGUUUGCCAGGACUCCAUCGGGGGAGAUGAAGAUUUCACUAGCUCAAUGUGGAGAUGUGAUGAGAGCUUUGGGUCAGAACCCAACCAAUGCUGAAGUUUUGAAAGUUCUUGGGAAACCAAAGCCCGAAGAAAUGGAAUCCAAACUGAUCGACUUUGAGACUUUCCUGCCAAUGUAUCAACAAGUUUCAAAAUCUAAUGAAAGGGGCACAUUUGAAGAUUUUGUGGAAGGACUUCGGGUCUUUGACAAAGAAGGGAAUGGAACAGUCAUGGGGGCUGAACUCCGCCAUGUGCUUGCUACUUUGGGUGAGAGACUGUCUGAGGGUGAAGUGGAUCAGUUGCUGGCAGGGCAAGAAGACACAAAUGGUUGUAUUAACUAUGAAGCUUUUAUAAAACAUGUCAUGACUGACUGAGGGACCUCUUCUGGUACAGUAGCAGCCUCACAUGCACGUCAGUGAGCUGAAGGUCGAGUGUGAAAACUGUCCUCUCAUCAGUGAUUCAUGAUGUCAUCGAUGAAUCAUAAAUAAUGCAACUUUUUUUUCUUUUAUUGUAC
Carassius gibelio (silver crucian carp) is the source of this 954-nucleotide messenger RNA. RefSeq names its product myosin light chain 3, skeletal muscle isoform-like. Bases 95 to 814 code for a protein of 239 amino acids. NCBI's taxonomy places the organism in Eukaryota, Metazoa, Chordata, Actinopteri, Cypriniformes, Cyprinidae. The transcript is spliced from 7 exons. The record is from RefSeq and is a predicted model, not a curated record. Gene Ontology annotation, cellular component: myosin II complex. Gene Ontology annotation, molecular function: calcium ion binding.